UGUCACACCACUGCUAUUUUCUCCCCUCAGUCCCUCUCACUCUCAGCCUACAGCUCCAGCGGACUGACACGGGGCUUUGGAUAGACAGAAACGAACAAUAAGAAACCAAACAGAGGCCAGAAAUGGCAGAGCUUGGAGCGGGAAGCCUGCCGUUGGGAGAUCCUGCUUUUAAUUACCAGGAGCACGAGCUGAACGAGCGGCUGAAGCGGCUCUACCCGGCUGUGAACGAGGAAGAGACCCCUUUACCCCGAUCCUGGAGCCCCAAGGAUAAAUACAGCUACAUUGGGCUGUCACAGAACAACCUGCGGGUCCACUACAAAGGCCAUGGUAAGAACCACAAGGACGCAGCAUCAGUGCGAGCCACACACCCAAUCCCCGCUGCCUGUGGGAUCUACUACUUUGAGGUCAAGAUUGUCAGCAAAGGUCGAGAUGGGUACAUGGGUAUCGGCCUGUCUGCCCAGGGAGUCAACAUGAACAGACUGCCUGGGUGGGACAAGCACUCAUACGGUUACCAUGGAGACGACGGCCACUCCUUCUGCUCCUCCGGGACCGGCCAACCAUACGGCCCAACAUUCACCACAGGGGACGUGAUUGGCUGCUGUGUUAACCUCAUCAACAACACUUGCUUUUACACCAAAAAUGGCAUCAGUUUAGGUGUAGCCUUCACAGACCUCCCUCCCAACUUGUACCCCACUGUGGGGCUUCAAACUCCGGGUGAGAUUGUAGACGCCAACUUCGGCCAGCAGCCGUUUGUCUUUGACAUCGAGGACUACAUGAGUGAAUGGCGGGCCAAAAUCCAUGGCAUGAUUGCUCGCUUCCCCAUAGGAGAGAGGCUGGGGGAGUGGCAGGCCGUCCUGCAGAAUAUGGUGUCCAGCUACCUGGUGCAUCAUGGGUACUGUGCCACCGCAACAGCCUUCGCCAGAGCUACAGAGACCAUGAUACAAGAGGACCAGACAUCUAUAAAGAACAGACAGAGAAUACAGAAGCUGGUGCUGGCAGGACGAGUGGGGGAAGCCAUAGAAGCUACUCAGCAGCUUUACCCCGGCCUGUUAGAACACAACCCCAACCUACUAUUCAUGUUGAAGUGUCGUCAGUUCGUGGAGAUGGUGAACGGUACAGACAGUGAGGUUUGCUGCUUGACCAUCCGCUCGCCCAAGUCCCAGGACAGUUACCCUGGCUCACCCAGCCUCAGCCCCCGCCACGGAGCCAGCAACACACACCUGCACACCGGAGGAGCAGACAGCCCGACCUGCAGUAAUGGGGUGACUCCUACCAACAAGUCAAAGAGCCACAGCGGCGCUGGCAGUAGCAGCGUCAAAUACCCCUCCUCCGCCUCCUCCUCCACCUCCUCCUCCCCUUCCUCCGUCAACUACUCCGAGUCCAACUCCUCCGACUCCACUAAGAGCCAGCCACACAGCGCCAACAGCACCCAGGAAACCAGUGACAGUGAGAUGGAGAUCGAAGCAGAGCACUAUACCAACGGGGUUGUUGAGGGCUCCUCUGCACGGAUCAUGAAUGGCACAUACAAGCACGAAGAGAUCCUUCAGCCAGACGACAACAGCAUUGGCAACGGGGUCACAGCAGAUGAGGGUUGUAGUAAUAGCAGACAGCUUUGCGGAGGGAACCAGGCGGCUACAGAGAGGAUGAUCCAGUUUGGACGGGAGCUGCAGGCACUCAAUGAACAGCUGUGCCGCGAGUACGGCAAGAACGCCACACAUAAGAAGAUGUUACAGGAUGCAUUUAGCCUGCUAGCAUACUCCGACCCGUGGAACUGCCCCGUUGGCCAGCAGUUAGACCCUACGCAGAGAGAAUCACUCUGCUCCGCACUCAACAGCGCCAUACUGGAGUCCCAAAAUCUGCCUAAGCAGCCUCCGUUGAUGUUAGCGCUCGGCCAGGCCACAGAGUGUGUUCAGCUCAUGGCCCGAGUCCGGUCUGGUUCCUGCUCCUUCGCCAGAGUAGACAACUUUUUGCACUAGCCCAGGUCCAGGUUAAUGUUAAGUAGCACUGAGAGAAGGCAUGUCCAGCAGGUAGUUGUCAUGGCGACGGAGGAAAGAGCAUGCGUGUGGUUGGUGUGUUUGGCUGUCCGUCAGACCGAGCCAGCAGCACAGACAGAGGAGCGGAGGAGAUCGAGAGAGAAGAAAGCUUCCUUUUAAUUUAGUAUUAUCAAAUAAAGAAAUGUGUGACACUAUUUAAAGAUAAUUAAUUAUUAUUCUGUUUAUCUAGCCAUUUUUAUAGUUCUUUUUUUUGUCAGUUUGUUGUGCUGCUCAUCCUGGACAAAACAAAUUGUAACUCCCCUUUUUAUUUUUUCUUCUGUUUUAAUGGGUGGAUUUUGAUUCCCUGCCAUCAGUAUUUUACUCACAUUGUUGUUGUUCACCAUAUCACCGACCACAAUACCCACAUCUGGUUAUCAGAGUGACCCCCACAUCUGUAGGUCAAUUUAACUAAACCUGAGGUAUAUUAACAUCUUUAUUGAGAUACAGAAGACAGCCUCUGAGCCACUUUGAAGUGCAUUCAUGUCUUUGUAUGCAUUGCGGAUGGCGAGUUCUCAGCAUGAACACCACUGAUUGUGUGGAGCAGAUCAUUAACUCUGGUAAAGGCUGAUACCAUACAGUAGGAAAUGCUAGAAAAUGGACUGAUGUAAGACAAAAGUGGGUCCUUGGAUUAUUCCAGAAAGUUGGAAAACAAACUGUGAUGUAAUUUUUCAAGAAUAAAAUACUUUGAGCUAACAGGUUAGUAGCCAAAGAACAGGACACACACACACACCAAAAAAACCAUACUUGAAGGGUCCCUGUAGUGGCAAACACUGCCAGUAACAAGGGAUUCAGUUGGAAUAUUAGAGGUGUUGGAGCCUUAAUUUUACUGUAACGACCUCUGCAUCAACCAAUCAGUCAUGUUGUAGGUGGCAGAGCUCAGCCCCAGCUGCAGCUACAACACCCCACUCUCAGGACCCAACCUAACACUAUUAUCAUGGUCACCUUGAUGCCAGCAAAGAGAAAAAUCUGUAUCAAAGGCAGACUAACAAGCACCUUGUGUGUAUGGCUAAAAGUCAAGUUCCCCCUGGGGAUUUCAUUACUGCAGUCUUUUUUGUACUUCUUCCACAGCCUGACCUGCUCUGUGCAUGUGGUGUCGCAAUUAGAAUUUCAAAUUAAAAGGUGAAAUCAUUUGCCAAAUGGGAAGGUUUUUAAUUUUCGGUUGCACUUUGUGAUAAUUAAAUCACAGUCUUUCUUUCAUUUUGGGCAUUUGAUUCCAAACCACUUAAACGUUGUGAAAACCAGUUGUAUGUGUUGGAAAAAGGCUUUUUUUCCCCUCCACUCAGACACCUCCACUUCUCUAACACCCAUAAGCUUGACUUGACUAUGUUCUACCUGUUAUUGGACUGUAGGACAUGGUCAAGUCAAGUUUAUUUAUAAACCCCAAAACCACAGGUUUGUGUUUCCCAGUGAGAACAAACCCUUGAUGCAAAGGAAAGGUCUUUUUAUUGUUCAGGUUCGCUGCUGGCCACCAUGAAAUUUACAAAGUAACCACAUUGCUCCUGUUCAGGGGGUCUUUUUCUGGAGUCAGAUCAGUAGUGACAAAAUGACCAAUUACCACUUCCAGCCCCGAACAGCAUUAAAAACAGCUGGCAGCCACUUUGUAUGCAGCCCCAGAGUGUUCAAUUUCAAAUGAAUGAAUAAGACAUUAUGAAAUAAAUAAGCAUAUGAAUGAAAAUAAUUUAACCAGUACAUUGUAAUUUCAUUUCACAUGCUGGUCUAUUCGAAAUGCCCUCUUUCAAAAGUCUGUUUUUAUUCUAUUAUGGCCGUUUUACUGGUGACACUUUUCAUCACAGUGCUGUUGUCACCGAGGCUCAAUCACAGGGCUCAAACACUGCUCCAAACAGUUAGCCAGCUUGCUCCUCAUAGCUAGUAGCUAACCGACUGGGGGAACCUAUGUUCCCCGGGUCCUGUGUUCCCCGGGUCCUGUGUUCCCCGGGUCCUGUGUUCCCCGGGUCCUGUGUUCCCCGGGUCCUGUGUUCCCCGGGUCCUGUGUUCCCCGGGUCCUGUGUUCCCCACUUUGUAUGGGACCGGGGAACCCUAACCUUAGUGGGGAACAUAGGACCCAGGGAACAUAGGGAUGACCCCCCCGACUAGCUAGUAAGCAACGUUGAAUCAACCAGCUAGUUGCUGCUGCUCUUAAACCUUACCCAACCCUUCUUUAUAUUUAGCUUGACAAGGCUACAUAUGCUACCUACCUAGCCAGCUAACUAGCUAGGCUGGCUUGUGGGCUUGGAUUACUCAGCAUUUAAGGGAAGAACCAGUGUUAGCGGCAGCAGCUAACGUUAGUUGAUUCAUUCAGAGCGACUUUGGCAGUGUUGUGAUUGUGAGAAAGUUCCUCAGAGAAGAAAGACACACAACUCUGUGAAGAGCAAAAGGACACAAGACACUCUUUGCUGUAGCCAAAUGGAGCUAAUUCGCUAACUGGCAGUAUUUAUGUUCCCAGGGUCCUUUGUUCCCAGUUCUAGGGAUUAUGGUCAGGGGGUUAGGGAACUAAGGAGCUUGGGAACAUAGAUAAGCUCCCACUGGCAGUUCAUGGGGUCUGAGUUGAGUUUUGAUUCCUUUACGUAUUUUAUCUGUACAACAGAUUAUUCAUUUCAUAAUGUCUUGUUUAUUUAUUAUUGUAACUAAUAUAGCAUUAUUCACAUUGGACCUUUCUUUUAGAAGCACAAAUGUAAUACUGACAUUUUAUCGCCAUUAUCAUUCAUCAGAAGUGUUGUUGUUUUUUGAGGAAGUGGGCGAGUCAAGAUCAUCAUCAUCAUCAUCAUCAUUAGCUUUCUGUCUCUGUAUCUGAACAGGCAAAACUAUAAAUCCUACUCCACUGUAUGAUUUUUCCAUAUGCAUCAAUAAUUGGAUUGAUUGUGAUCAUCACCACCCCUUUAGCUUUAUCUGAAACAUUCUUUUGUUUUCUACCAAAUAACAGUGACUGAAUAUUGACUGAAUGGUGGCACGCUGUCACUCCUGCUGCUUUGUUGUGACCUGGCAAAUGGCUUGUGGAUCCACCCUGAAGUGUAUAUUUCCAUUUAUAAGAGCAUUUUAAGUCUAUGGUAGAGACAUAUGGAAUAAUAUAAUACUGGAGAUGUGUAUAUGCAGUGUGGGGUUUACUACAGGGUAUGUGGUCUAACUUUUUACCAAGCUGGUUUUUAUAAAGACCUUCUGCUAUAAUAGGAACUAUUCUAAAAACCACACAUACAGUAUACACUCACAGCAACUUCUUCUACAGCUGUAAAGGACUUCUGUUACACACACAAACACACACACACACACACACACCUGUAUGUGAAAGAACAACCUCUGUUGCAUACCUGUAGGGAACGAGUCUCCCAGCUGUCCUUUGUGUUUUGAGCCUGGGUUGCGUCUCAGCGCUGUUACCACGCACCCUUCCUCUAAUCCCUGCAUAGACAUAGCCACUGAUGUGAUCAGUGAUUGUUUUAAGGAAAGGACGGACUGUUUUGAAAAUGGGCCCGAGGCCUCUGAAGCCACAUGAACUUCUUCUGGAGAGGCCGGAGAAAUGGAUUUAGGCAUCGCAGACAAGCUGUGCACAAUUGACUUCUAUCAUAAUUUUAAUUUCAUAUUUUGAUUUUUGAGUUUUAGCAAAAAAUAAAAUAAAAUAAAAAAACAAUUGUGAAUUGAGUUACCCUCUACUUAGCAUGACUUUUAAAGCCUUUAAAAUGAUAUAAAAAAAAAAAAGGAAAAAUGAUAAUUGAAAAAAAAAAAAACCUAUGUACUGGAAACAUGUUAAAAAAGAAAUAUUGUAUUCUGUUUAAUUUUGACAGAAUUAUUUUUAUUAAAAUACAUCCAUAAGCGUA
Molecule: messenger RNA, 5839 nt
Organism: Dicentrarchus labrax (European seabass)
Lineage: Eukaryota; Metazoa; Chordata; Actinopteri; Moronidae
Gene: ranbp10
Product: RAN binding protein 10
Exons: 15
Coding region: 123-1976 (617 amino acids)
Biological process (GO): cytoskeleton organization; cell surface receptor signaling pathway
Cellular component (GO): cytoplasm
Molecular function (GO): protein binding
Source: RefSeq, a predicted model, not a curated record